Messenger RNA from Hyaloscypha bicolor E, 1878 nucleotides. Its product is annotated as DNA-directed polymeras-like protein kappa. NCBI's taxonomy places the organism in Eukaryota, Fungi, Ascomycota, Leotiomycetes, Helotiales, Hyaloscyphaceae. Gene Ontology annotation, cellular component: nucleus. The transcript has 2 exons. Gene Ontology annotation, molecular function: damaged DNA binding; DNA-directed DNA polymerase activity. The record is from RefSeq and is a predicted model, not a curated record. Gene Ontology annotation, biological process: error-prone translesion synthesis. The coding region runs from base 1 to 1878 and encodes 625 amino acids.
AUGGCCGAGUCACCCGCAGAAGAGAAGACGGUCGUCGAGCACGAAACACUCAAAUACUCCCUCCUUGGGCCAUCACUCACCAAGUCUGGCCAAGACAACGUCGACCAGCAGAAGGUCUCAGAGAUCAUCUACAAUGCGUCGAAAGGAUCCAAAUACUUCAACAACGAAGAAGCCCGCGACAAAAACCUCACACAAAAAAUCGAGCGCAUUCUCGAAAAGAAGGCACAACUAGAGAAGCUUGACCUCGCCUCAGACCGACGCAAAGCAGACGAAUACAUCGCAGAGCUCGAGCUAUCAAGAGACUUAUCGCAAGUCGUGGUGCACAUCGAUUGCGAUGCCUUCUACGCCGCAGUCGAAGAGCUCGAUCGCCCAGGGCUGAAGGACGUCCCGUUCGCGGUCGGCGGAGGCGUCCUUACAACGUGCAACUACCACGCGAGGAAAUUUGGGUGUCGGAGUGGGAUGGCGGGGUUUGUGGCCAAGAAGCUGUGUCCGGAGUUAAUCAUGCUGAAGUUGAAUUUCGACAAGUAUACGGCGAAGGCGCAGGAGGUUAGGGAGAUUAUCGUGGAUUAUGAUCCGCGGUUUGAGAGUGCGAGUAUUGAUGAGGCGUAUCUGAAUAUUACCGAAUAUUGCCGGAGGAAUAAUAUUGAGCCGGAAGAAGCUGUGGAGCAAUUGAGGAGGGAGGUUCAUGAGAAGACGAAGAUUACAAUUUCUGCUGGCAUUGCUGCGAAUGCGAAGCUGGCGAAGAUCUGUUCUAAUAAGAAUAAACCGAAUGGGCAGUUCUCUCUUCCCAGGGAUCGAAAUGCUAUUAUGGCUUUUAUGAGGGACCUACCAACGAGGAAGGUUAACGGCGUAGGUCGUGUGUUCGAGAGAGAACUCGAUGCAGUUGGAGUCAAGACAUGUGGAGAUAUCUACCAAUAUCGGCAAUAUCUGGCAAAGUUAUUCGGCGACAAAGCAUUUGCAUAUCUGAUGCAAUGCUACCUGGGACUGGGAAGAACAACGGUACAACCUGCAGAAGAAUACGAAAGGAAGAGUGUUGGCACAGAAAGCACAUUUGGAGAAAUGAGCAAUACCGCCGAACUUCGAGACAAGCUACUAGCUACAGCCCAGGAGUUAGAGAAAGACAUGGUACGAACACAAUUCAAAGGUCGAACUAUCUGCCUAAAAGUCAAACUCCACACCUUCGAAGUCUUCACAAGACAAGUCAUCCCACCCAAAGCCAUCUAUCUAGCACAUGAUCUCUACAAAUACUCCCUCCCCAUGCUCUCAAAACUCGAGCAAGAAUUUCCCGGCAUGAAACUCCGCCUCAUGGGCCUUCGUUGCACCCACCUAGUUAGUAUGAAGAAACCCGACACAAUGGCCUUCUUCGGCUUCAAACGAAAACCGACCUCCCUCGACGCAAUCGAAUCCGACUCUCCCUCCACCGACACCAGCAAACGAAAAGCCUCCACCCUUUCUACCCCCGACAGCAAUGAAGAGCAAUGGGAAUCCUGGCCCGACGAGCUUCUCUUCGAAGACGCAGAGCGACAAGAGCGCGAAGACGAGAUGCAGGAACUCGAGACGCUGAGUCAGGAGAUCGAUAAAAGGAGACAUCAUGGGAAGGAGAUUGUGCCGAACCCAAAGAAGGGGGAAGAGGUGGAAGAGGAGUGGUGGGAUUGCCCGAUUUGUGGAAGGCCGCAAAGUGCGAGUGAGAAGGCAUUUAAUGAGCAUAUUGAUCUGUGUUUGAGUCGGCAGACUAUUAGGGAUGUGGUGCAGGAGACUACGGAGAGCAAAUCAACGGAUAGUACGCCUGCACCGAAGAAAGCGAGAUUGGGGAAUGAGAAGAAGGAGAGGGGAGGUUUGCCGGGUGAUCCGAAGCAGAGACGAUUAUGUUUUGGAUGA